Lindgomyces ingoldianus is the source of this 2238-nucleotide messenger RNA. RefSeq lists its product as uncharacterized. The record is from RefSeq and is a predicted model, not a curated record. Gene Ontology annotation, molecular function: zinc ion binding; DNA binding; DNA-binding transcription factor activity, RNA polymerase II-specific. Lineage: Eukaryota; Fungi; Ascomycota; Dothideomycetes; Pleosporales; Lindgomycetaceae. Gene Ontology annotation, cellular component: nucleus. The transcript is spliced from 2 exons. Gene Ontology annotation, biological process: DNA-templated transcription. Bases 1 to 2238 code for a protein of 745 amino acids.
AUGCGCAAUCCCGAUCCCCUCCAAAGUCCCUCCCCAGAGGACAGCACGUCUCAAAAGCCGGCUAGCUUCUGUAUACCUUCGAUAGACACUGAUGGCUCCGUUCCAUGUCUUCGGUGCAAACGCGAUGGUCUUGACUGCGUUCUCGGUGGAUCUAACCGCGGGGGCAGAAGGGUGCGUAAGAAGCCCGCUGACUCGCAAAUACUUCCAACGCCAGCUGCAUAUGGUGAUGAAGACGGCAGCUUUCAUGGCGUUGGGAACGUUGGAACGAGCCCAUGGCCUCGAACCGAAUCCAAUCAUCAGCAGGAGGUUCGGAGAGAUAGUCAAAUGCCGCGGUCCGGAUCUGCCACGCCGGACGAUAUUCCGUUCCCGAAUCUUCAAAAUCCUUCGGACGCCUUGGGUAUACUGGCUCGAGUUGCGGAGACAAGUACUGAGAAUAGGGAUCCAUCUACAAAUGGACAUGGGAACCCUCCGCCCGGUGUCUCAAUGCCUCAGCCCUUAGAACGCCCAAAUCAGCCACCGUCUUUUUCUUACUGGCUUUUGGACAGCGGAAGGCUUUCUGUGCCCACAGUCUGCCAGCUGCUCAUACGAUACCAACAAAACUACCACCCAUACUAUCCCUUGGCGCCUGCCCAGACUUUCGAUACCUCGAAACUGGCUGAGACCGCGAAGUCCGAACCUCAUCUGCUUACGGCUAUCCUUGUCAUCUCAUCUAAAGACCUCGUCGAAGAAUCUCAUAUAUACGAAUCAUGUUCAGACUAUAUGAAAAGCCUGGUGUCCAAUUUGGCCGCUGGGGGCGAUGCUGAUGUUGAAGCUGUCGAAGCACUGCUACUCCUAGCAGAAUGGGCACCUUACACUCAAAGAGGAUCUGGAAAAGUGGGGAAGGGAGAAGAGGACAAAGAAAGCUGGAUGCACGUCGGUCUUGCAUUAAGGAUUGGGUACUUCCUCGCCCUCGAUCGCUACUCUUUUCGAGUGGUCGACGACGGAAAGGAUCCGAAUCACAGCCGGAAACGCCUCAUCUGGACGGCUGCCUAUAUUUGUGAUCGGCACAUUUCCAUUCGGAUAGGGAAGGCUUUCUGGUCUCGAGGACCUGGUCCGAUGACAUCCCUUCGCCGCGAAGACUAUCCAUCCCUCAUUCCACGUAGCUCUAACGAGGAGGACCACGCCAGCAUCUUCCAAGCCAAUCUGGAGUUAACGCAACUUUUCAGUAAUGUCCAUGAUGUCCUCUACUCAAAUCCUGGGUCAAGUUUUAGAUCCCAUCUGAGUGGGAGCUACAUCAAGUUCAUCGACGAUUUUCGGUCUGCAAUCUACGGCUGGAAGAGCGUUUGGGGAACGCUGACCUGUUCAGCUCCUUUAAAGGCCUGCCUACUGAUGUCCUACGAUUACCUCCGACUGUACACCAAUGCUUUUGCAUUUCAGGCUACCGUGAGGCGUGCUAUGCCCAUCGCAAUUCCCCCAACGUCAGAGCCUACAGCAUCUACCCAACAAUCUGUUGCUCCUAGUUCCAAAAUGCAGGCCCCUCAGCGAGUAUUCUGUAACAAUGUCGGAGCUGUGGGAGACGCUAGAUUCAUUUACGAGGGCCUUGAUGCCGCGAAAGCGAUACUUACUACUGCAAACAAUUUUGUUGAUCCGGAGAAGGCACUUCGACAUAUGCCCCUUCGCUACUACCUCUAUCUAGUAUACGCUGGUGUUUUCUUGUACCGGGCGAGAUGUACAGGCGUCAUCGGGAGUGAAGAAGAUCGAGCCAUCCGUGCAAUGGUCAACGAAACUAUCGCUAGGCUCCAACGGAGCAGCGCGGGGGCAGGUACCGAAAUGCAGCAUCCGGGAAGCAGAUACAGCCAACUUCUGAAAUUGCUCUGGGCAAAGGUGCCACGCAAAGACAAGGCCACGCGAGCGUCAUAUCACCACCCAGGCACACACAUCGCAAACACGACACUCGACAACAACGGUUUCCGACAAGGGCAGCCUGGUACUGGCUCAGCUCAAACUCCUUCUCAGGCUGGAAGCAUUGGUACAGGCGAAAGUCCGGCGGUUACGGAGCAAAUGGGUGACUUCGGCUGGACCGAUCUCUCUGCUGUUGGGGAAUUUGCGAUUAAUGGCGCAGGAUCAGGCGCUAAUGUUGAUGAUUAUGGUCUCUGGACGGGCUUCCUUCCUCUCGAUAUGGGCAUGGGAAUGGUUGGUCAAGGACUUGGGUGGGAUAACACAGGGCUUGACGGCCAUGAGCUCGGGAUGGCAUUCUAG